Molecule: messenger RNA, 1371 nt
Organism: Adineta steineri
Lineage: Eukaryota; Metazoa; Rotifera; Eurotatoria; Adinetida; Adinetidae
Source: the annotation of a GenBank genome assembly
AUGGCGUCAAGUCAUGGCAAAGGCACUCUUUAUACAUUUUCUGGUAAUAUCCGUGGUUAUAAAGCUCAAAUUGCUGCACAAUACAGUGGUGCACAAUUAACUGUUGCGAAUGAUGAUAAAUUCAAAAUGAAUGAAACAAAUCGAUCAGAAGAAUACGUGAACAAAUUCCCAACAGGAAAAGUACCUGCAUAUGAAAAUGAUGCUGGUGUUUAUCUAUUCGAAUCAAAUGCUAUUGCAUAUUAUCUUUCAAAUGAACAACUUCGUGGUAAAACAUUAUCUGAACAAUCGGAAGUUUUACAAUGGACUGAAUAUGCUGAACGUGAAAUAUAUCCAGUAGCAUGUACAUUAGUUUAUCCAUGUAUGGGUAUUUUACAAUUUAAUAAAAAUAAUGAUCAACGUGCUAAAGAUGAACUUAAACAUAUUUUACAAAUACUUGAUGAAUAUCUUCGUACACGAACAUAUUUUGUUGGUGAACGUAUUUCAUUAGCUGAUAUUACACUUGCUUGUGAUUUACUUUUAUUAUUUCAAUGGAUUAUUGAAUCAAGUAUGCGUGAAACAUAUCGAAAUGUAACACGAUGGUUUUUAACAUUAAUUCAUCAAAAAGAAUUUCAAGCAGUUAUUGGUACUGAUAUUAAAUUAUGUGACAAGACAGCACAAUUCGAUGCAAAGAAAUAUGCUGAACUUUCACGUCGUGAUCAUAUACCACAAACUCAACCAUGUCCAAAGAAUUUCUCACAAGCUUCAGGUGAAAAAACUGAAGAAAAGAAAUCAUCGAAAAAAGAAGAAAAACCAGCAAAGAAAGAAAAAGAAACGAAGAAAAAAGAAGAAGUUGAGACAACAGCUGAUGUAGCAGAUGAAACUGAUGAGGUUUAUGCCGAUGAACCAAAACAAAAAGAUCCAUUUGCUGAUAUGCCUAAAUCAACAUUUAAUAUGGAUGAAUUCAAACGUGUCUAUUCUAAUGAAGAUACUGCUGAAAAAGCUCUACCAUAUUUUUGGCAAAAUUUUGAUACUGCUCAUUGUUCAAUAUGGUUUUGUGAAUAUAAAUUUCCUGAUGAGUUAAAACAAGUAUUUAUGACAUGCAAUUUAGUAUCAGGAAUGUAUCAACGCUUAGAAAAAUUACGUAAAAAUGCAUUUGCUAGCAUGUGUGUUUUUGGUGAAAAUAAUGAUAAUACAAUUGCUGGUGUUUGGGUAUGGCGUGGACAUGAACUUGCUUUUGAACUUUCAACAGAUUGGCAAGUUGAUUCUGAUUCUUAUACAUGGAAACGAUUAUCUGUUGAUGAUGAAAAUACGAAAAAAUUAGUUAAUCAAUAUUUUCUUUGGGAAGGUGAACAUAAUGGUAAAAAAUUUAAUCAAGGAAAAAUAUUCAAAUAA